AUGGGCUCGCGCCUGGACAAGAACAGUGAAAGCGUGCGGAAGCGCAUCGAGCAGCACACCUUCGAGAGUGAAGAUGGCGACGAAUACAAGGGCUCAGCGUUUGGCGGCUUCACCGACUACUUCAGACGGAAGAAGAUCAAGCUGCAGAACCUCGAUGCCGACAUGCGCGAACAGGCCGGCGACAAGCCCCCCAUCUUCAAGGGGAUUGUGGCGCAUGUCAACGGCUACACCCAGCCGUCGCUCAACGACCUGCACACGCUCAUCGUCCAGUACGGCGGCGGCUUCAUGCAGUAUCUCGACGGCAAGACCACCGUGACACACAUCAUCGCAAGCAGCCUCACGCCGAAGAAGGUCGUCGAGUUCCGCAAGUACCGCAUCGUCAAGCCGGCCUGGGUGGUGGACAGCAUACAGGCAGGGAAGCUGCUACCGUGGAACGAGUACCGCGUGGUCGACGAGGGCGAGAAGCAGAAUGUCUUGGCGUUCGACAAGGGCAAGGUGCUGAGCCAGGCCAACGUCAAGGCGAGGGGCUACCGCGACCAGACGGAUGCAAGCUGGUACACUGGCCAGCUGAGGGCGAGCCAGGCCGGUCCGUCGAGUACGCCCACGCCAAGCGGACUCCCCCGUUCGCGCUUCUCGAAGCAACGACCGCCCACGCCUGAUGAUGACAUUGAUGAUGACCUCCCUCCUUCGCACCAGCCGGAGAGCGGCCCUCUCCAGCAACAGCCCAGCAAAGAGAAGACCUCCACCGACUUGGUCACCCCGCCGAAGAGCAGUCCUACGAUUGCGCCUCUCCACGACUCGUUCGAGGACAAGGAGCUGGACGAGGCACUUCAUGAUAGCCUCUAUGAUGGCCCCCCACCCGCUACCCAAAAACCACCGGCCGCCCCUCAAAUAGCCCCCGGCGUCUUUGAUGACCGUGUCAUGGACUUUGUCGUCACAGCGAAUAACGUAGCUCCCGAUGGCCGGCUGCUUACUGCUGAAGAACACAAUGCUAUCCUACUCCGCGACCCCAAGAUCCGCAAGUCGACGGUAGUUGAUCCGAACUUUCUUGAGCAAUACUACCGCGAAUCCCGUCUGCAUCAUCUUUCCACAUGGAAGGCCGAUUUGAAGUCGCAGCUGCAAGCACUCGCCAGCGAAAAGACAUCCAGUCAAAAAGCGAAACAGAAGCGCCAGCCUGGUGCGCGGCGAUACAUACUCCACGUCGAUUUCGACAGCUUCUUCGCUGCCGUCAGCUUGAAGAAGCACCCGCAGUACAAAGACAAGCCUGCCGUGGUAGCGCAUGGCCAGGGCAGUGGGUCCGAGAUCGCCAGCUGCAACUAUCCAGCCCGCAAGUUCGGUGUCAAGAACGGCAUGUGGAUGAAGAAGGCGCAAGAGCUGUGUCCUGACAUCAAGAUCUUGCCAUACGACUUUCCAGCGUACGAAGAAGCCAGUAGAGCCUUCUACGACGCCAUCCUGUCAACUGGUGGACUUGUCCAGAGUGUCAGCAUUGACGAAGCCCUGGUCGACGUGUCAAACAUGUGCAUCGCCGUCGGUGGUGUUGAUGGUCGUACCACGUCUGAAGGCAGCACCUACCGCGAGCAAGCCAAGGCCGACGAUAUUGCAAGGUCACUGCGACAAGAAGUCAAGGGGCGAACUGGAUGCGACGUCUCAGUGGGUAUCGGUGCCAAUAUUCUUCUGGCGAAAGUGGCACUGCGCAAAGCAAAGCCUGCUGGGCAACACCAAAUCAAGCCUGAGGAGAUACUUGACUUCAUAGGCGAGCUCCAAGUUCAAGACUUGCCUGGUGUCGCGUGGUCGAUCGGAGGCAAGCUCGAAGAGAUCGGCGUCAAGUAUGUAAAGGACAUUCGCGAGUUGUCAAAGGAGCGGCUAGUCCAAGUGCUUGGUCCGAAGACUGGCGAGAAGCUGUGGGAGUACGCUCGUGGCAUCGACAAGCAAGAAGUGGGCGAGCAGGUGGUGCGCAAAUCUGUGUCUGCUGAAGUCAACUGGGGGCUCUAUGUGGUGAGCUUCAGAAGCGUCUGCUCAAAGGAGAAGGUCAAAGGCAAGCAGUUCACGAUGAAAGUCAUGCGACGGUCGCCCGAUGCGCCUCUAGACCCGCCGAAGCACCUUGGACAUGGCAAGUGCGACACCCACAACAAGAGCUUGGUCCUUGGAGUGGCCACAAACUCAAAAGAGGUCUUGACCAAGGAAGCGCUCGGCAUUUUGCGCGGCUUCGGCUUCACGCCCGGCGAGUUACGAGGCAUUGGUAUCCAGAUGACCAAGCUUGAAUCGAUGAAGAGCGCGACAGACGGCAGUCUUGACGGAUCUCAACGUCGACUUCAGUUCAAGUCCGGCAAAAAGGAACCCGUCAGCGCUUGCAAGGUACCACCGCCGGUUGUUGACGAUGAUCCCAUCCAAGAUGAUCCAGAGACGCCCCGAAAGCCCAAGGCUGCAGUUGAAGAGGAACAGAUAGCUUUCGGUGCUCCAGAGCUGAACCAUUCCACCCCAUCACGACGGCCACUGAACGUGAUGGGUACUCAGUUCAUCAUGCCCACACAAGUCGACCCGAAAGUGCUUGCUGAGCUGCCUGAAGACAUUCGGUCGAAGCUAUUGCGCACACGUCAGACGUCGCCAUCACCUGCAUCGAGAGAUGGUAUCACAAGGACACCGACAAAGCCUCUACCGUUCUCAAUGACUGCCUUGCCAGCACAGUCCCAGCUAGAUCCCGAAAUUCUCGCUGCUUUGCCGCCUGAAGUUCGUGCUGAAGUCCUCGCACAGUAUGCUGCUGGCGCGACAUCAGCUUCCCCAUCCCGAAGACCUCGCCAUGCCGACCAAACCCUACUCCCACAAUCACCUCGCAAGAACAGAAUCAUCGGCAUACCCGCCAAGAAAGCCAUCGUUUCCGUCAAGCGCGGCCGAGGCCGUCCGCCCAAAUCCGCCAUGCUCGCCGCCGCCGCCCAAGCCACCUCCGUGAGCAAAAACGGCAAGACCCUGACGCAAGCAAACUUUAUCUCCCGCCAGAAUCCCGCGCGCGAAGCCGUGAGUCGCGAAACCUCCGUCGGUCCUUCCAACGCCGCUGACAACAGCGGUCCAGUCCCCGCGCCUAAGAAGCCCUCCGACACGGACGGCCUCGAUCCGGACAUCCUCGCCGCCCUGCCCGAAGACAUUCGCCAAGAAGUCAUCGCCGAACACAAGCGCAAGAAACUCCAAGCUUUUAGGCUCGCGGUAAAUAAAGCCAAGCCGAAAGCUGCUCCGCAUGUUCCGAGACCGGUUCAACGCAUCAAGGUACCAAGGCCUCCGCGGCCGACGUUCACGACACAGAAAUUGAGCGAGGAGCCGGACUUGAGGCGCGCGAUGAAGGAGUGGAUUAGGGAGUUUGCGGAGGAAGGGCCGUAUAGAGAGGAUGUAGGUGCGUUGGUCAAGUAUUUGGGCAAAGUCGUAAGGGAGGAGAGGGAUUUGAGUAAGGCGGUGGGCGUGAUCAAGUGGUUGGUGUGGGUUGUUGAUGAUCUUGGGGAGGAGGGUGUAAGGGGGGAGAAGUGGGAGGAGGCGUUGCGCAGGGUUAAGGAUGGGAUUGUUGGGGCGGCGAGGGAGAGGGGGAUGGGUGCUGUUUCGUUCGAUUAG
Messenger RNA from Parastagonospora nodorum SN15, 3594 nucleotides. RefSeq lists its product as hypothetical. Bases 1 to 3594 code for a protein of 1197 amino acids. Gene Ontology annotation, cellular component: nucleus. Gene Ontology annotation, molecular function: deoxycytidyl transferase activity; DNA-directed DNA polymerase activity; damaged DNA binding. Gene Ontology annotation, biological process: error-prone translesion synthesis; error-free translesion synthesis. NCBI's taxonomy places the organism in Eukaryota, Fungi, Ascomycota, Dothideomycetes, Pleosporales, Phaeosphaeriaceae. The record is from RefSeq and is a predicted model, not a curated record. The transcript has 2 exons.